Messenger RNA from Macrosteles quadrilineatus (aster leafhopper), 1887 nucleotides. It is a transcript of the gene Mccc2, whose product is annotated as methylcrotonoyl-CoA carboxylase beta chain, mitochondrial. Gene Ontology annotation, cellular component: methylcrotonoyl-CoA carboxylase complex; mitochondrion. Gene Ontology annotation, biological process: L-leucine catabolic process. NCBI's taxonomy places the organism in Eukaryota, Metazoa, Arthropoda, Insecta, Hemiptera, Cicadellidae. The coding region runs from base 149 to 1843 and encodes 564 amino acids. The transcript has 11 exons. Gene Ontology annotation, molecular function: methylcrotonoyl-CoA carboxylase activity. The record is from RefSeq and is a predicted model, not a curated record.
AAGUUUAAUGAUGUCAGAAGAUAAUGAGAAUACUUGUUUGUCAUGUUUACGCUAUCAUAACUUGGCUCAAUACCCAAAUGGAUGAAACCGAUCAGUGGGAUUUUCAAUAAAGUGGUACAUUUAUUUAAUUUCAACUACUUUAAUAACAAUGUUUCGACCAUCAUUGAAACGUAUUACUUUUAAAGCCUUUAAAAGUAAAAACAGGAAUAUUUUUGGAAGACAGUUUGGUGUUCAGAUUGGCAGUGAACCUGACAAGAGCUCAACUCUCUACAAGGAAAACUAUGCUGAUAUGCAAAACUUAGUUAAUCAAUUAAAAAAUCAUAUCUCGAAUGCUGAAAAAGGUGGUGGCCAAGCUGCCAGUGAACGGCAUACUUCCAAAGGAAAACUGACUGCAAGACAGAGAAUUAAUACAUUAUUAGACCCUGGAUCUCCUUUCCUAGAACUAUCUCAGCUGGCAGCGUUUGAAAUGUACCAGCCUGACAAUGUAGCGUCCGGUGGAAUCAUUUGUGGCAUUGGAAAGAUUUGUAGCAUUGAAUGUAUGGUAAUAGCAAAUGAUGCUACAGUCAAAGGUGGAACUUACUAUCCAAUUACAGUGAAAAAACACCUUAGAGCUCAAGAGAUUGCAGCAGAAAACAGACUGCCUUGCAUUUACCUGGUAGAUUCUGGUGGUGCAAAUCUUCCACAUCAGGCAGAAAGCUAUCCUGAUAAGCUACAUUUUGGGCGAAUCUUCUUCAAUCAAGCUAAUAUGUCGGCUGAAGGUAUAAAUCAGAUAGCAGUGGUGCUGGGUAGUUGCACUGCAGGAGGAGCCUACGUACCUUCCAUGGCAGAUGAGAGUAUCAUCGUCCGCAAACAAGGCACCAUCUUCCUGGCAGGACCGCCCCUGGUAAAAGCAUCCACGGGAGAGGUAGUGUCAGCAGAAGAUUUGGGUGGUGCUGAUCUCCAUUGUGGGGUAUCAGGAGUGACUGAUCACUAUGCAGUAGACGAGCAUCAUGCCUUGACAUUGACACGUAACAUCAUAUCUCAGCUCAACUUGUCUAAGGACCCAUCAGUGACUGUUUCCAGAGAUACACCAGAACCCCCUAUCUUUCCUGCUGACCAACUCUAUGGGAUUGUGGGUGCAAACCUUAAAAAAAGCUUCAACAUCAAAGAGGUGAUCGCAAGGUUGGUUGAUGGCUCUCGAUUUUCUGAAUUCAAGGAAAAAUAUGGUGAUACACUUGUGACUGGGUUUGCUAAACUAUUUGGCUAUCCCAUCGGAAUAGUGGCUAACAACGGUGUUUUGUUCUCAGAGUCAGCUAUUAAGGGAACACAUUUUAUUGAACUGUGUUGCCAAAGGAAAAUUCCACUUCUCUUCUUACAGAACAUCACUGGUUUCAUGGUAGGGAAGGAUGCAGAAGCAGGAGGCAUAGCUAAGAACGGUGCCAAGAUGGUGACUGCCGUGUCUUGUGCCAAAGUUCCUAAACUCACUCUCAUCGUCGGAGGAUCCUAUGGGGCCGGAAACUACGGGAUGUGUGGCCGAGCUUACGGACCCAGAUUCCUAUACAUGUGGCCUAACGCUCGCAUAUCUGUGAUGGGAGGAGAACAAGCAGCCGGAGUUUUGGCCCAAAUCACCAGAGAUCAAAAGUUGCGGAAAAAAGAACAGUGGACUGAGGAACAGGAAGCAGCUCUUAAAGAACCUAUAAUCAAACAGUUUGAAAAAGAAGGAAGCCCGUAUUACUCUACCGCAAGGUUGUGGGAUGAUGGAAUUAUAGAUCCUAUGGACACUAGACAAGUUUUGGGUCUUAGUCUUGCUGCUACUCUCAAUGCGAAAAUUCCUGACACUAAAUUUGGUGUGUUUAGGAUGUAAUGUUUUUGUUUUGUUCAAAUUUUAUAAUAAAAUAUUUUGCUGUA